Mycena citricolor is the source of this 563-nucleotide messenger RNA. Lineage: Eukaryota; Fungi; Basidiomycota; Agaricomycetes; Agaricales; Mycenaceae. The record is from the annotation of a GenBank genome assembly.
GGAACACCCACCAACACUUUGCAAUAGCCCGCAUCAUCCGUCGCUCGCUCGACUCUACCACUUGGUCUUCACCAGCACUACCACUGCCCUUCGCACUCUACACACCUCUCAUCAUCCCCUAUGGACUCCUUCUCCGAAGAAUUUAUCCUGGCCGCUUCUCAGACCGGCGAGCCAGUUGAUCCCCAACUCUCGACUCCAAAUGUUCCCGACACCGGCGUGCCGCUUGAUGCGGACGUCGUCGCGCAGUAUGGCACUACCUGCGUCAUUGCCUAAACUGUCGGCAUCACCCUACGUCUAUCAUUUUUCCUAUUUGCUACGCCACCAUCGCAUUAUGUCUUCCACGCUCGGCGCUCAAACCUACACUCUUUUGGCCUCAUCGGGCUCCCUCCUUUCGCUGUGCACCUAAUCAGGCGCACCAAUUCAGCACAUACAGUAUGCAUUCAUUGAUGCCGCUGGUUCAGCACCAGCACGCAUCGUUGCACUUCAUAACUUCUCACUCUCAUUGUAUCGACGCACUGUAGACCACCCUCUCAUAUCUUGACUUAUGUUGUUCUUUAUUUUUC